This is a messenger RNA of Rhodamnia argentea, 2347 nucleotides long. Its product is annotated as ankyrin repeat-containing protein At5g02620-like. The record is from RefSeq and is a predicted model, not a curated record. Gene Ontology annotation, molecular function: protein phosphatase 1 binding; protein phosphatase regulator activity. The transcript is spliced from 4 exons. Bases 525 to 2150 code for a protein of 541 amino acids. Gene Ontology annotation, cellular component: plasma membrane. Lineage: Eukaryota; Viridiplantae; Streptophyta; Magnoliopsida; Myrtales; Myrtaceae.
UCUUUUUUUCUUCCCAGUCUCCUCUCUCCUCUCUCCUCUCCUUCUUCUCCAUCAUCUUUCUUGUUCAAACUUCGUUAAUUAUUCAAAAAAGCCCCAUAAAUUCAUAGCUGUUCGUUCGACCUCACUGAGCUCUCUUACUCACGAGUCGCCGAUUCUAUCACCCUUCUACUUCGCCAGCCGGUUGAGAAAGUCUUCGACGCCACAGUUGUGUGGGUUCUACAGUCUUCAAACCCCCAAUGAUUAACAUCGGUUUCUUGUUUUUCUGUCUCUACCCACUUCUUCAGCGUCCGGAUUGAAGAUAAGGGGAGAGAAAGAGAGAGACUUUCUGUAUUCAAAAGCUCAGAAUACGUGAGGGCAUCAUCUGGCGGGUGUUCAAGGAAUCCAAAUCCGGGGUUUCUAUUUGGUCUUUAUCAAUUGCUCCAUAAAGAAACACCGAAAAGUGAUUUGCUCUGGGGUUGACAAAUAGUUGAGAGUUUCUUGAUUUUCACUGUUGCUGUAUCAUUGUCAAGAGCGCGCUAUCGGUGAUGGAGGCACUGGAGAGGCAAAAGAGCUUCCCCAGGAAGAAGAUGACCAAACAGUUGACGGUGAAGCGAGACGACACUCCGUUGCAUUUGAGGGCGAGAGCUGGGGAUUCGGAGUCCCUGUUGAACGCACUGUCCGUGUCUGGGGAGAAGGAAUUGAACGGCUUGCUGACCAAGCAGAAUCAAUCUGGUGAAACCAUACUAUAUGUUGCUGCUGAGAGUGGCCAUGUUGAUCUGGUGAGGGAGUUGAUGGGGUUCUACGACAUCGGUUCAGCUGGAAUCAAGGCAAAGAAUGGAUAUGAUGCUUUUCACAUCGCUGCAAAGCAAGGAGACUUGGAUGUGUUAAAGAUUCUCAUGGAGAAGAGUCACGAGCUUUCGAUGACGACUGACUCUUCUAACACCACGGUGCUGCACACCGCCGCCUCACAAGGCCACUUCGAAGUGGUGACUUUCCUCUUGGAGGAAUGUGGAAACCUGGCCACAAUAACAAGAAACAAUGGGAAAACAGCCUUGCACUCAGCAGCGAGAAAUGGGCAUUUGGAGGUCGUGAAGGCCCUUCUAAGCAGGGAACUGGGGUUAGCAACCAUGUGCGACAAGAAGGGCCAAACGGCUCUUCACAUGGCAGUCAAGGGACAGAGUACCGAUCUCGUCGAGGAGCUCUUGAUUUUGGAUCCUACUCCACUUAACAUGGUUGAUAAUAAGGGGAAUACUGCAUUGCAUAUAGCAACACGAAAGGCUCGAGCUCAGAUUCUCUCUAAGCUUCUGAAUCACUCAGACCUUGACAAAACAGCGGUUAACAAAUCUGGAGAGACCGCCCUGGACACUGCCGAGAAAGCUGGCCAAUCCGAAAUCGCUGCUGUCCUGAGGGACCACGGCGUUCCUAGUGCUAAAUCUAUCAAUCCACCAACACCGACUGGGGCCCGGGAGUUGAACCAAACCGUGAGCGACAUAAAGCACGAGGUGCACGACCAGCUGGAGCACGGGAGGCAAACGAGGAGACGAGUGCAGGGGAUGGCCAAGCGGCUCAACAAGCUGCACUCAGAGGGCCUCAACAACGCCACCAACUCCACAACGGUCGUGGCUGUCCUGAUUGCCACAGUAGCCUUUGCUGCCAUCUUCAGUGUCCCAGGCCAGUACGCCGAUGACCCCAAGCAUGUCCCGUACGGGCACUCUGUCGGAGAAGCAAACAUCGCUCCGAAACCUGAAUUCCUCAUCUUCUUCAUAUUCGAUGCCAUCGCGCUCUUCAUAUCUCUGGCAGUCGUGGUGGUUCAGACCUCGGUGGUGGUCAUAGAGCGGAAAGCGAAGAAGCAAAUGAUGGCAGUCAUCAACAAGUUGAUGUGGUUGGCGUGCGUGAUGGUGUCGGUGGCAUUCCUCGCGCUGUGCUACGUGGUGGUGGGGAAGCGCGAUUGGGCGUUGGCAGCGGGAGUGACCGUGGUCGGAGCUGUGAUCAUGAUAGCAACUUUAGGGACGAUGUGCUACUGGGUGAUCAUGCACCGGAUAGAGGCUUAUAGGUUGAGGAGCAUCCGGAGGUCGUCGAUGAGUAGUAGGUCGAGGUCAUUGUCGAUGUCGAUGAUGAUGUCGGAUUCAGAAAUUUUGAACAGCGAGUUUAAGAAAGUUUAUGCUCUCUGAGAAUUAAUCUGCUGACAACUCCGAUGCCGACGCCGACACCGGAGAGAGGGAAUAUUAACGUAGAGCUGUUGCUGUACAUAUGAAUCGGAGGCUUUGUAGAAUGACCUGCUCUCUACCGCUUCUUGGCAGAAGAUAUUGACUGUGGAAGUUGAUAAUAAGAUGAUCUGCACUAUGAGAUGCAGAGUUUUUUCUGUCAA